Molecule: messenger RNA, 699 nt
Organism: Guillardia theta CCMP2712
Lineage: Eukaryota; Cryptophyceae; Pyrenomonadales; Geminigeraceae
Exons: 1
Biological process (GO): peptidyl-lysine monomethylation
Molecular function (GO): protein-lysine N-methyltransferase activity
Source: RefSeq, a predicted model, not a curated record
UAAGCCGGGCGGCCAUGUCAGACCGAUCGAUGGCGAUGGCUCGUCUCCUGCCGCUGCUGCUGCUGCUCCAGCUGGCAUGCCCGUGCCUCGCCUUCCUCCUCUCCUCUCCUACGAGACUCCCUCACUUGUCUCCUGCUGCUUCAUCCUCGCGACUCGUGCGGUAUGGGAGGAAGGAAAGGGGCCUUGCUUUGCGCCCGGCCUUGACAGUUUGCGCCUCAAGCGACGGGCUCUUAUCAUGGGCGAGCGAGAAUGGCGCGAAGUUGACAUGCGCUGUGGGGCCUGGUGGUAUGACCCUGACGCAGGACGUGAAAUCUAACUCGGUCGUCUGCUCCAUCCCAUCGAAGCUCUUCCUUUCGAGAAGCACUACCAGGGCAGCUUUCGGCAGCAUGGCGGACAAACUUGACGUGAGAACUGCCAUGGCGCUUCAGAUUCUCUACGAAAAGUCCAAGAAGGAAGAAAGCUUCUGGUGUGAAUGGCUGAAAGUUUUGCCGGACAGAGAGAAUCUCGGCACUCCCUGCCUGUGGCCUGAAGACGACCAGAACCUCCUCAAGGGCACCAGCGUGUUCGAAGAGGUGGAGGCGAGCAAGAGCUUGUACUCAAAGGCCUUCGAGUCUCUCUCCUCCUCUGGUUGGGACUCCAAGAUCCCCACUGAAUUCUUCAACCUCGAGAGCUUCGAGUGGGCCAUGGAGGUCGUUCGUU